ACAACUGAAUUUUCAUUAGCCCAAUCAGACACCUAAUCACUUCUCUUCUUCCUCUCUCUCUCCCCUUCCAUUGUUGCUUUUCUCUUUUCGUUUUAUUUCUUCCGUGUAGCAGUUCCUUCCAUUUCAGGCAUGAUGGAGAAUGGUUUGGAGGAAGAGGUUCAAGAAAAACAAAAACAGCCUUGCUUUUCUUCUAUGGAUAAGGUAUAUAUGGUCGAUCAAGGGGAACCUGCUUCACUUACCUGGCAAAGGAAGUUGAACGACAAUGCAAAGGUCCCUCCGGCUUUCGCUCUCAGUUGGCGAGACACUAUGCAUUUGGCUCCAUUAGGCUUCCGGUUGUGGCGUCAUACCAAGAAAGAAGAAGCAAAAGGAAGAGCGUCAAUAUUUGAUAUUUUCAGAAAGCACACAGUCACUGCUGAUCAUGGCAUUCCUUUAGGUGGAAUUGGUGCAGGAAGCAUUGGAAGAAGCUUCAGAGGGGAGUUUCAACGAUUUAAACUGUUCCCCUUGAUAUGCGAAGAUAGCCCAGUUCUGGCAAAUCAGUUUUCUGUUUUUGUUACCCGCCCAAACGGUGAAAAGUUCUCAACUGUUUUAUGCCCUAAAAGGCCAGAGCUAUCCAAAGAAACUACUGGUAGUGGAAUUGAAUCUUGGGAUUGGAAUCUGAAUGGGGAGAGGUGUAGAUACCAUGCUCUGUAUCCAAGGGCUUGGACAACGUACAAUGGUGAACCUGACCCAGAACUUAGAAUUGUUUGUCGUCAAAUUUCACCUUUUAUUCCCCACAAUUAUAAAGAAAGCAGCUUUCCUGUAUCAGCAUUUACAUUCACGCUAUCGAAUUUUGGUGAGACUUCUGCGGAUGUCACCUUGCUCUUCACUUGGGCUAAUUCUGUGGGUGGGACAUCCGGCUUCUCUGGCGGUCAUGUCAACAAAAAAAUGAUGACGAAAGACGGAGUGCGUGGAGUAACUUUGCACCACAAAACAGCAAAUGGACGUCCUCCUAUUACAUUUGCCAUUGCAGCACAGGAAACAACUGAUGUUCAUGUUUCUGAAUGUCCUUGCUUCCUUAUAUCUGGAAAUUCCCAGGAUAUCACCAUCACGGCGAAAGAUAUGUGGCAUGAGAUUAAAAAGCAUGGGUCAUUUGACAAACUUGACAGCAAUGAAAAUUCGCCAUCAGAUCCUGGAUUAUCUGUUGGGGCAGCUAUAGCAGCAUCCCUGACCGUUCCAUCUAACUCUGCUCGAACAGUCACAUUUUCAUUGGCAUGGGACUGUCCUGAAGUUAGAUUUGGCGAAAGAACCUACCACAGGCGCUAUGCAAAAUUUUACGGUGCUGCUGGAGAUGCAGCAAUGAAUAUUGCACAUGAUGCUAUUAUUGAGAACAAUAAUUGGGAAUCCCAGAUAGAAGCGUGGCAAAGACCAGUUCUUGAAGAUGGAAGACUUCCGGAAUGGUACCGUAUUACUCUCUUCAAUGAGCUCUACUACCUGAAUGCAGGGUCGACUAUUUGGACAGAUGGAUCACCUCCAAAGCAAAGUUUUAUAACAAUUGGAGACAGAAAAUUUUCCCUUGAUAAGUCCAGGUCAGAUGUCGGAACUGAGAAUGAGGUUGCUUGUAAGGAUGGUAUUGCUGUGGAAAUCCUUGGAAAGAUGUCAUCUUUACUUGAGCAAGUACAUAAUCCAUCAUCAUCAGAUGCUGCUCUUGGGUCCUAUUUACUUUCAAAUGGAGAAGAAAACAUUGGUCAGUUCCUUUAUCUUGAAGGGACUGAAUAUCUGAUGUGGAAUACUUACGACGUCCAUUUCUACUCAUCGUUCACACUGCUGAUGCUAUUCCCAAAACUUGAACUCAGCAUCCAGAGAGACUUUGCAGCAGCAGUGAUGAUGCACGAUCCUGGUAGGAAAAAAAUCAUGUGCGAUGGGAAGUGGGUUCCACGAAAGGUUCUUGGUGCUGUUCCCCAUGAUAUUGGGCUCAAUGACCCCUGGUUUGAAGUAAAUUCUUAUAACCUGUUUAGUACAAUAAGGUGGAAAGAUUUGAAUCCCAAAUUCGUUCUUCAAGUCUACAGGGAUGUGGUUGCCACAGGUGAUAAGGAUUUUGCACAAGCUGUUUGGCCCUCGGUUUAUGUUGCAAUGGCUUAUAUGGAUCAAUUUGAUAAGGACAAGGAUGGGAUGAUUGAGAAUGAGGGGUUCCCUGAUCAAACAUAUGAUGCAUGGUCCGUUAAAGGUGUGAGUGCCUAUUGUGGUGGGCUCUGGGUGGCCGCCCUCCAGGCUACUUCAGCCCUUGCGGGCAUAGUUAGCGACAAUGAAUCUGCCACUUACUUCUGGGUUAAGUACCAAAAGGCAAAAUCUGUAUAUAAUACAUUAUGGAAUGGUUCGUACUUCAAUUAUGAUAGCGAGGGUAAUAGUACGAUUCUGGCUGAUCAACUGGCUGGGCAAUGGUAUGCUAGACUAUGUGGCCUAAUGCCGAUUGCUGAUGAAGACAAAGUGAGAAGUGCACUCAAAAAGAUUCAUCAAUUCAAUGUCAUGAAAGUGAAAGGAGGAAAACGGGGAGCGGUCAAUGGCAUGUUACCGGACGGAAGAGUAGAUAUGUCAGCAAUGCAAUCAAAGGAAAUAUGGCCUGGGGUCACAUAUGCACUUGCCGCUUCUAUGAUACAAGAAGGAAUGAUGGACAUGGGAUUUCAGACUGCAAGUGGUAUUUAUGAGGCAGCCUGGUCCAAAGAAGGUUUAGGUUAUUCUUUUCAGACCCCAGAAGGUUGGAACAUAGAUGAUGAAUAUCGGUCUCUCUGCUACAUGAGGCCGUUAGCGAUAUGGUCAAUGCAGUGGGCUUUGUCAGAGAAGCCUAAGCUCGAAAGGCUCGAAAAGCAAGAAAUGAGCCGUGAUGUCAAUGAACAGGACCCUGCAUAUUUAAAGCACCAUGCAGAAUUUACCAAAGUUGCAGACCUAUUGGAAUUGCCAAAGGAAAAUCCUUCCAAGGGCUUCCUGCAGACUGCUUAUGAUUUCAUUUGUAGAAAAUUGGGAUGUUGUUGUUAAUCUUCCAUGUCAUUGAAUGUCUCAUGGAAUUUUUCUGUUUGUUCUAUCGGCUAUAUGGCUGAAAAAAAAUGUCAAGACACAUGGAAAUUCAGUUUAUUUCUAGUUAGUAAGCAAAAAAAUAAUCACAGUACUUCCGUGAUUAUGGUGUGGUUGUAAUGUUGUUAUACUCCAAAGUUUAAAUCCAAUCUUUGUUAUUUUCUUA
Messenger RNA from Tripterygium wilfordii, 3211 nucleotides. Its product is annotated as non-lysosomal glucosylceramidase-like. Gene Ontology annotation, molecular function: beta-glucosidase activity; glucosylceramidase activity. The record is from RefSeq and is a predicted model, not a curated record. The transcript has 20 exons. Lineage: Eukaryota; Viridiplantae; Streptophyta; Magnoliopsida; Celastrales; Celastraceae. The coding region runs from base 130 to 3009 and encodes 959 amino acids. Gene Ontology annotation, cellular component: membrane. Gene Ontology annotation, biological process: carbohydrate metabolic process; glucosylceramide catabolic process.